UCCAACAGUUCUGAGAGAGCAGGACAAGGUCAUCUGCUGUGAUCCAGGUCUACACACUAAAGCAUGGAUGCUGGUGAAAGUGCACUCCCUUACAGCAUCAAUCCCAACAAUUUCCCUGCCAAACUGUGGCGUUUGGUAAACAACCCGGCCUGUAAAGCCAUCAGCUGGGACACCUGCGGUCAGGUCGUCAUCAUUGACCAGCAGCUGUUUGAGAAGCAGAUCCUGUCUCCCACCACCACCACCACCUCGGACAGCGCUGACGCCUUCAAAACAACCAACUUCUCAAGCUUUGUCCGUCAGCUCAACCUUUACGGCUUCAGGAAAGUCGAUGCGGGUAUGAAAGACGGCCUCCUUACCGCCGGGGACAGUGGGACCUAUCAUCAUUUUUACAACCCAAACUUCAAGCGAAACCACCCAGAAUGUGUUGCGAGUCUGAGGAGACUCACAGUCAGCAAUAAAGCCAAGCUGCAAGCUGGUCUGAGCGUCAAUUGCCGGCCUCCGAGUCGAUUCCACAGACACGGUGGAGGUGAUGAUGGCAGAGACAAAGAUUUGAAGAGAGGCACAUCACUACUUAGCCUCAAACACCAGAAGUCUACUCCUUACCAUCCACAUAAAGUUCAAGCUAUGAUAGCACACAAUGGAACCCCAGUCCCACCACGAUACCUGAUGAGGGGUUAUGGUGCAUCUCUGCCUCUUUCUGUCUUAGCUACAGACAAAGGGAUGCCGGUAUCUUUAAGCCCCCCCUUCUCUGGAGUAGCCCCAAGCUCCAAUGAUGUGAAUAUUCAGCAGGGUUUGCAUGGAAAUCUAAAUUUCACCAGUUUUAAUCCUCAUAAUGCACAGUAUCAGCCUGGCUACUUUUCACCAGUUUGCCAGUGCUACCAUCCAAACCUUGUUGCAUCACAUAUGACAGGUGGUGGGCUUCAGACAGGGCCAUUCUCUCCCAUUAGCUAUUACCAGGCAGGAUAUCCUGCGGCAAUGCUGUAUCAUGGGGACCGAAACCAGGACUUAAAGAACAAGGAAAACCAGGAGGGAAAAAAAUGUGACGUUAACUUGGACACAAUUUUCCAGAUUGCUGAUGAAGUGAUGCAGACUCCACCCCAUAAUUGCCCUGUGAAAGCUGUGACCCCAGAAAAGCCAAGCCCUGUAUUAGAGCUGUCCUUUAACGCCAUGCUGUGCGACAACCCUGGGAGCACCGUGAAAGCUAACCCUGUGUGUGCUGGACCAAUUAUAAUGGCUAUGUCAGACAGUGCUGAUCUAGGCACACAUGGACAGCAAGAGGAAUCUCUGGUUUCAGUACCUGAGCAAAUGCCUGAAGAUGCCAUAUGUGAGGAUACCAGUGAAGAUCCAAAGGUUAGCGACUCUCAGUUAGCUCCCAGUCAGGCUCACAACAGCAACUGUGAAAGAAGUACACCAAAGCUAGAGAUCUCACCAUGUUGACUUGAUUGGCAGGUGGUAGGGAGUCUUGAGGAUGUGAUGUGUAAUAGUGAAGUUUUCAGGAUGGCCAGACUUCAUUCUCCACUUUAAUGAUUAUUUAUUGUUUAAAGGUUUGUUGUGUUGGUGUCUUCUAAUUUAAAUCUCAUUUAAAACAUAUUAGCCAACAUUUUAUUAUUAGUGACUUUGGAAAAUAUAUUUAUUUUGUUUCUCUCAGAAUUAGAAUAACUAGUACCACGGUAUAUUUUUAAAAGUUGUAAGGCAAGAUUUUAACUACAUUUACCUAUAUUUUUAUACAGUAUUAUCUCAGAAGUUUUACCAGCUCGUGAUGUUCUUAAAGAAUUGCAAUUUUAAAGUAUGAUUUACACUUGCAGUAGGAAGCCUACAUAAACUCAGCCUCUCCCCAUUUUAAUAUGCACAUUUGAGACUUAUAUUUUAAUAACAUAACUGGUUUAUCAUAACGAGCUGUAACAAAUUGCUGUGAUUGCUGAGAACAUAUUAUAUAAUUUUAUGAAAAUAAUAAUAUUGAUU
Messenger RNA from Toxotes jaculatrix (banded archerfish), 1962 nucleotides. It is a transcript of the gene hsf5, whose product is annotated as heat shock transcription factor family member 5. NCBI's taxonomy places the organism in Eukaryota, Metazoa, Chordata, Actinopteri, Toxotidae. Gene Ontology annotation, molecular function: sequence-specific DNA binding; DNA-binding transcription factor activity. The coding region runs from base 64 to 1437 and encodes 457 amino acids. The record is from RefSeq and is a predicted model, not a curated record. Gene Ontology annotation, biological process: regulation of DNA-templated transcription. The transcript is spliced from 7 exons.